Molecule: messenger RNA, 1377 nt
Organism: Hymenoscyphus albidus
Lineage: Eukaryota; Fungi; Ascomycota; Leotiomycetes; Helotiales; Helotiaceae
Source: the annotation of a GenBank genome assembly
UGAAAUUCGACAAGGCUGACAACACCUGCUUGAAAUGAACAGCGAGUCGGCGGAAAGCCACUGCGUUCCAGCUCCCGCUCCAGCUCCUCCUGCAGAUGGGGGGCAGUUGAUUCCGCUUAAGACGAUAUUGGAGAUCCGUGCUGCGGUUCGAGUUUUGAAUGUGUAUAUCACUACGGUACCCAUCCAGAAAGCUAGCAGUACUUUGGGGUGAGUCGCGCUUUUUUUUUAUUUCUUUACUGGUUUGGUUGGUUGCAUGGGGAGAAGAAGAAGAAGGGGGAAACGGGAAUAGAUUGCUGAUCUGUUGGAUUGAUCAGCUUGGUUCGCACGCUGGUUCCGAGAGAUGGGGGGUAUGAUUUUCAGCAUUUGAGGAGGUUUGCGAAGCCGGGGGUUGUUCCGGAGGGGGUGAGGAGGAGGUAUUUUGAGGGUUGUGGGGAGGAUGGUCCUGAGUCCUUGAGGUCCUCGGUGGACGAGAAUGAAGGACUGAAGGAGGAAGGGUGUGAGGAGGAAACUAAAAUCUUCCUCCUCAUCGCUGCGACCAGCAUCAUCUCGCCCUCCUCCCUCCUCCCCUCACUCGAAAGCAUCCUCGGUCCCGGCGUAAAACUCUCCACGACGGAGAUCCCUCUCCUGGCGCCGACCUCUGCGGAACAAGCGAAAGGAUGGAGUGAGAAGUACUGGCCGUGUGUGUAUAAGAAGAGUAUUCCUUUUGGACCGCAUGUUGCGAUUGUGUCGCGGGCUCAAGAGGAGGUUCUACGGGGUGUGAGGGGGUGGAUGGAUAGUGCUUGGGGGCUUGCGGAUGCGGCGAGGGAGGAGGGCGUGGGUGAGGGGGUGGGGGUUGUUAUUGUGGAGAGGAGGGGGGGAGAGGCGAGGGUGGUUGUUGGGGCUGGAGAUGGGAGGUGGUGUCGCUGGGGGAGGGAAGAGGGAGGAGAGGGAAAUGUGACGGCUCAUGCUGUUAUGAGGGGGAUUGGGAUGGUGUCCGAGGGUUUGGCUAGGGAUUAUACAUCUCCUUCGGCUAUCCCUCCUUUCCCUGAUACCGAGGGGGGUAUCUUCCGCAAUCAUCCACUCCUUGAUCUAGAAAACGAUCUUCCUGAGAAAGAAGUCGAUGUUGGUGGUUAUCUAUGUCAUGACCUCGAGAUAUACUGUACACAUGAACCGUGUGUUAUGUGUUCUAUGGCUAUUGUACAUUCUAGGUUUGGCAGAGCGGUUUUUGAGAAGAGGAUGUGUGGUACCGGGGGCCUUUGUGCGGAUGAGGGGGGACUGGGUCAUGGGCUUUGGUGGAGGAAGGAGUUGAAUUGGACUAUGCUUGGGUGGCGGUGGGUUAGGCCUUUGGGGUUUAGAGAGGGGAGGGUGGAUGUUGUUGAUGUGGAGUUGGAUGCUUGA